UCAAAACAUAUCAUGUGUAUGUGUAUUUGGCGUCUAUCGGGGAAUUAGCCAAACCUGUGUACAUUAACCAAUCAGAAGCGUGUAUUUUCUUGUGUCUCAGAUUAGCGCCACUUCACUGAUUUAGAGGGAAAACAAAAACACGUUAAAUUUUUCUACUUAAGAAAUCAAGAAAUCACCAUGUUUUCCUGUGGAAUUGUAUGAUUCCUAUAGUAGACCAUCAGUAAAUAGCUUUAUCUGGAUUCUGGUAGACCUAGACAGUGAAGAGUCAUGCCUAGGAAAAAGACUUCCAAACAGACAGACGGCCAGGGUAUGGAUGCGCCAUCCGCAAAACGUCGGAAGCCAAAUCAAGCUUCGGGGGCCACAAAACCAGACCAAGUCCCCAUUGACUAUCAAAAACUUGCCGCAGAGAUCCUACGGCAACAAAGUUUGCACCAACCUCAGUCGACUGGUGAAGAAAAAAACCAGGAACAGACCUCUGCAUCAACGGCAAUAUCACAGGUUAAUACAACAGCUUCAAUAUCAUCACAGCCUGCUACAUCAGGGUCACAAGCUUCUACAGCAGGGUCACAAGCGUCUACAUCAGCGACACAAGAUGCUACCUCAGGGUCACAAGCUGACACAACAGCAACAGUGUCACAACUGGUAUCUAGGAUAUUUGAAGGCAGCUUUCCAGUCUGCACCUCACUUAACCCGCCAGCCGACACAAAUCCCUCAAGCCAGUUUGAACAUUUGAACUCAUCAGCUUGCAAUCUUCUGUCAAAAGCUCUUACAAAGAGUUCAAGCGCAGCCUACAAAAGAUCAUGGGACAUGCUAGUGAGCACAUUUCCCUCCAUCAAAUUCUUGCCUGUCUCACCAUCUACAUUAUGUAACUUUAUUUCUUACCUAUUUGACAACGGAUAUUCUCCAAAUAGCAUUGCAACACAUGUAUCAGCAAUUAGUUAUGUACAUAAAUUGUUAGGCACAACAGACCCAUCGGAUACAUUUCUGGUAAAAAAGGUCAUGCAAGGCUGUCACCAUUCAGCCCCGUGUAAAGAUUCACGUUUACCAAUCACAGGUCCCAUUUUACACAAGUUAAUUCAAGGGCUUCAGUGCUCUGUUUUGAAUCAGCAUCAAAGAAUUCUUUUAAAGUCAAUUUUUCUUCUUGCUUUCAAUGCAUUUUUACGGCUAGGGGAAGUAGUAGUUAAGGCAAAAAGUCUAGCUAGCACAGUCAUCCAACGAGAAGAUAUUUCAUUUACCCUAAAUGAGAACUCACCCAUCGAAGUUGUAAUUGUCUUAAAACACUUUAAAACAAAUAAAACAAAGGACCUCUUCCAGAUCCACUUGAAGGCCUUAAAAGACAACAACAUCAUGUGCCCCGUGAAUGCCUUGUAUGAAUAUGUGAAUAUGUUUGGUCAUCACACCGGGCCUCUUUACCAGUUCAUUGGGGGGAAACCAGUCCCAUAUUCGUUUGUAGCAAAACAUCUUCAAAAUACAAUUCAAUUCAUUGGUCUCAAUCCUGCUCUGUACAAAGGCCAUAGUUUCAGGAUAGGAGCAGCUACACAUGCUGCAAAGUUAGGUUUUUCGGAAAACAGUAUUCAAAAAAUGGGCCGAUGGAACUCAGAUGCCAUUCGUCAGAAGUUAACUGCUAGGGGAUUGAAAAAACCAAUUAUUACAAGUGCACAGGUCAGAAGUAAACUGUGGUGCAACUGAAACUAUACACAGGUCAGAAGUAAACUGCUAUGUGACUAAAACUAUACACAGGUCAG
Molecule: messenger RNA, 1745 nt
Organism: Saccostrea cuccullata (small rock oyster)
Lineage: Eukaryota; Metazoa; Mollusca; Bivalvia; Ostreida; Ostreidae
Exons: 4
Coding region: 268-1689 (473 amino acids)
Biological process (GO): DNA integration; DNA recombination
Molecular function (GO): DNA binding
Source: RefSeq, a predicted model, not a curated record